This is a messenger RNA of Mercenaria mercenaria, 2439 nucleotides long. Its product is annotated as hemicentin-2-like. Bases 67 to 2286 code for a protein of 739 amino acids. The record is from RefSeq and is a predicted model, not a curated record. NCBI's taxonomy places the organism in Eukaryota, Metazoa, Mollusca, Bivalvia, Venerida, Veneridae. The transcript is spliced from 9 exons.
GUUUUAAGUACAGUUUAAAUAACAAACCCGGAAGUCAUGUAACUUUUAAAACUUAACCAGUUUGAAAUGGACGCUAAAAUUUGGAACAAGCUAAUAAUUAACAUUUUAGGAUUUUUUCUUGUAUACACAAAAGGAGAAAUCCGAAUAGAAGUACCUGUUGCCGGGAACUGCGGGGAUGACACAUUACUCGAAUGUCAUUUUACUGGACAGCUGGGAACACCUGUAGGAUGGACUGUGGGUGGUCGAAAAAUGAUGCAUAAUGGUGGUGUUGUAAGGCCUGAAGAUGCAGGAAAGUACACUGAGAAAAGAGAUCAGAUAGACCAAGGUUUUGUAACUUUAGUCAUACAUAAUACAGCCAGAUCGGAUGAAGUGAAGUAUGGAUGUAGCAUUGGUUUUGACCAAACUGCCUACCCGGAAGAUCGUGACAAAUAUCUCAACUUUGAAUGUAAAGCGUCUUCAACAGAAAGAGAAGUAACAAGAGGAAAACAAUUUCAGCUUAUAGUUGAUAAACUGUACCCAUCAAGUAGCAGAUUCUUAGUCUUAAUUUUAAACAUGACUAGGGCUAUCACCGUAUCAGGAUCCAAGAAAUGUUCCAGCAGUACAAAAUACACAGGCUAUUUUAAAUGUGUGUGGACUUCCAGUAACUCUCUAGCUGAUGGGUCGUAUACGUACAGUCUUGUUGUAACAACUAUAACAAAAUCUAAUCCAUUGUCAGGGGAUUUUAAAAUAGUAUCUCCACAAACACCUGCUAUAUUGAACGUUGUAAACAUAGAGGAUAAUAAGGAAGUUGUUUUCGGUAAUGAAGGACAAUCGCUGACAAUACAGUGUACAUCAAGUGGAGGAUAUCCAGCACCUUCUGUUGUCUGGUAUAAGGACCGUAUCUCUAGUUCUAAUCAACUACCUUCUACAAAUACUGAGAUCUUACAGGGUGAUGGCACUUACACUGUCACACUUAAACACACAUUCACAUUGACAACAUUAGAUGACAGGAAACCAUUCAUAUGUAGAUCAUAUUACCCACAAGCUGAUAGUGUAUACACGGGGUCAAAAACUAAAUCGGUUAUUCUUUAUCUUACAUUAAAGCCAAACCAACCAACAGUCAGACAGAGAGCAGUGACAUUUACUGGAGAUACGGUAGAGGUGGGUUGUAGAACAACUGGAUGUAGACCUGCUGCAAAUAUUUCUUGGUCAUAUAAGGGAUCGACAACAACAGGUGAAGUGACUGUCGCACUUGAAAAAACAACAGAAACAUAUACAGUCAUGUCAGUAUUCAGACAAAAGGUGACAGCAGCAGACAAUGGGCAAACCGUACAAUGUAUAGUUACUCAUCAAGCCUUGAUCAGUCCGUCAGAGAAAACAGCAUCAGUUAAUCUUAAUAUAAGCUUUUCAGCUGGACCCUCUACAACACAUAUUACUGGCAACAAAGAAUUAAUUGCAACAGGUAAAACAACAUUAAAAUUGACAUGUACCACAGGAUCCUCUAAUCCUGCCUCCGAUAUUAGAUGGAAAAACGGCUCUAUUACACUAACUAAUAGUCGUCACUUUACGGAAUCUGUGGGAGAUAAUAAUGGAGUGGUGAGAUCACAACAAUUGGUGUUGUACCCAACACGGUAUAUGGACGGUAAUGAUAUUUUGUGUUUAGUGUCUAACAAGGGGUCACAGUCUAAUGUGGAAGAUACUAUAACACUCAAUUUGAAAUAUCGUCCUUUGAUUGCACCCAUGUCAGAGAUUAUUGCUGUAGAAGGAAACACUACUGUUCUCACGUGUGUUGCUUCUAGUAAACCUGCAUCUACAUUCAAAUGGUACCGAGAAGGACAGAGUGGAAUUCUCCAUCAAAGAACUGGAACACUGGACAAUAAUAAAUUGACGUACAUAAUAAGUAAUGUGAGGAGAACAGAUGCUGCAAAAUACAGAUGUAACGCCAAAAAUGGUAUUGAAGCGGCUGAUAAUGCAAAUGUUCUUCUUACUGUAUAUUAUCCCCCAGAUGUCACUGCAGUGACAACAAACACAACUGUUAAAUCUUCAACUGCCUUAAUAAAAUGUAACGCUAGAGGUGUACCGAACAGGGACUAUAAAUAUGGAAAAUGGAUACAGACCUGGCCUGAUUAUAAUGUUCCUGUAUCAGAAAGACCCGGAAGUGAGAAACUUGUAUUAACAAACUUAACAUAUGAACAUUCUGGUGUAUACACGUGUUCUGCAAGUAAUGGAGUUCAAGUCUUUGGAACAAAUAAGGAAUACCUGGAAGGAUCAGACUACCUGUUAGUGAAAUGCAAGUGCAUAUUUUAAUAAUUAGUCUGGUGUUCAAUGAAUAAUUUUUAUGUAAUAUUCCUACUUUAAAUCUACGUAUCAUUUUAAAACUGAUUUUGAUGUUGAAUCAUAUGUAGAUGCUAUUGAUGUUGUAAAGUUAAAAUAAAGUCAAAUCUCUCUAAGAUCCCCAAA